GUGUGUCGCGGCGUAGGCAUUGGUUUGCGGGCAGCGCACCUGCAGGAGGAGGAAGAGUACUAGGCGUGGUGUCUAAGUACACAGUCGAGUACUGUAGCGUCUAAGUAUGUAUAGAGGACAUGCUGGGUCGUGUGUGGGCCGAUGUUGUGCCGCGGACCCUGUAGGGACAUGCCCAACACGGCCUGUCGUGAGCCCGCAAAAGGCCAUCGCCUCUGCUGGAGCGGGGUACAGGCGAGUCGGUGAGCCAUGCACAUCUGCAUCCAUACCCAUACCCAUACCCAUACCCAUGCCCAUGCCCAUGGCGACAACGGCCUCUUAUCGCACUCACUGCACCAGCGACUCGAAGAAUUCCACCGCCAUUCGUUGUUCAUCCCGUCCUGUCCUGUCGUGCCCUGCAAUGCAAACCCUCAGCCGCAGAUGCCUUGCUGUGGGUCGCGCCGGCCGAGCUGUGCGGAUUGAGGAUUGGCCCUGUCGUUCCCCUCUCAGAUGGCGAUUCCCACUCUGUUUACCAGAUCGCGUCGUAUGCGGCAUGGCCUCAACGCGUCCAACUACACGCCUAUUCGCUCACAUGCGACGGGCAAUGCCACACCCCACCCGCACCCACACACACCCUCUUUGUUUGGGACGGCACAAAUUCCAACCCGUCCUCGCACGCUUCGUCUCUUAAGGCAUGAUGUGUCCCGCAGACCCUGGAACAUGGGCUCGAAAGCGUUUACCGCGCCAUCGCUCCCAUCCUCUUUUGUGCUGCCUCUCGGUGCUUCGGCAUAUCGACUGCAGCGGUGGCGUUGAGACAUGGACUUCUGCAGUGUGCCGUUGCCAUGCAGCAACAAGCUUCCGAAGCGCCAGGGUGC
Molecule: messenger RNA, 851 nt
Organism: Bipolaris sorokiniana ND90Pr
Lineage: Eukaryota; Fungi; Ascomycota; Dothideomycetes; Pleosporales; Pleosporaceae
Exons: 1
Coding region: 107-667 (186 amino acids)
Source: RefSeq, a predicted model, not a curated record